Cuscuta epithymum is the source of this 1161-nucleotide messenger RNA. NCBI's taxonomy places the organism in Eukaryota, Viridiplantae, Streptophyta, Magnoliopsida, Solanales, Convolvulaceae. The record is from the annotation of a GenBank genome assembly.
CGGGCGGCUUGUGUGACAGAGCAUUUUUUCGACAUUAUCUGAAACCCUAGAAAGCUUUUCUCUCUUAUUCUUUCUCAAAUUUAAGAUCUCGAUCUUCUACAAUGUUGCGUUUAUGGGUUAGCGGUUCUGCGUUGAAUGCUGUGAUGAAGUCUGUUCGGCCUAUUCUGGAAGAUGGUAAUCAUGUUUUGGUUUUCUCCGCCAGUGGGGUUCUCCUGAAUGGCGCAGAUAGCGAAGAAGUAAUCGUUGUGAAUGCUGACAUCAAAGCUUGGAUAGAAAUCAAAUCUGACACCGGUUACAAUGACGAUUUAGACGCGCCGCCGUUUACCCUGACCUAUCUUGAACUCCCUGACCUCAAGGCGCCACCACCACUCCUACAACUCCCUGAACAUUCUCAUGCCACUGUGAAACUCCCCUCAGAAAUGUUCACUAUGAUUAUUGGAGAGCUUUGCUUCACUGAUGAGCGUGGUAACACCGCUCGUUGUGUAGAUGAUAGAAUGGGACCUAUAUCAGUUCCUGAUCCUGAAGCUAGCCGCUUAGCGGAUGAUGAAAUUGUGAUAUCUGUGACAAAUGAAGGCAUUAAGUUCUCUAUUCGAGGUUAUUCUGUAUUUCUUGAGCGGGACAGAGCAAUGUCCUUCAAGUUCCAGCAUCCAGUGUCCUUAAAAUUUGAAGCUGGCCUUCUGGAGCUGUUAAUAGAUGCUAGUCUUUGGUCUUUGUCAGUAACCAUGCGGUUCUAUCCGGACUCUCCUCUUCGGCUCCAGUUCAACAUUGCAAAUGGGCAGAAGUACAGUGGGUCUGGUACAAGAGAUUCGCAGGUGAAAAAGCAUGUCAUGUGUUUCGAUGUGGCAGUAAUAAGAGAUUCUGGUAAAUGUUAGAACAUUAUUUAUAUGAAAGAUGCUUAAGAGGCCUUUCUCUUUGUGGUCAGUAAAAUAUUUUAAUUAUCUGUAACAAUAUUACAGGAUCGAUUAAAAGUUUCUGUAUGAAAAGAAUUUGGUAACUAGUAUUGUCUAUUGAUGAUUUGUAUGAUGAAUUGGAAUAGUUAUUGCCCUUGAAUACAUCCUUUAAAAUUGAUGUUGAGGUAUAAGACUAGUUGUAAAAACCGGACCCGGAAGUGGCCCGGAGAGAUAACUAGUGGUCAAUCUGGUCAACGAUCGAUAAACCCGG